Mercenaria mercenaria is the source of this 2491-nucleotide messenger RNA. Its product is annotated as probable G-protein coupled receptor 139. Gene Ontology annotation, cellular component: plasma membrane. Gene Ontology annotation, molecular function: G protein-coupled receptor activity. Gene Ontology annotation, biological process: G protein-coupled receptor signaling pathway. The transcript is spliced from 2 exons. Bases 213 to 1469 code for a protein of 418 amino acids. Lineage: Eukaryota; Metazoa; Mollusca; Bivalvia; Venerida; Veneridae. The record is from RefSeq and is a predicted model, not a curated record.
CAGAGUAUAGAACUCUUACUGGCAGAUUACGAAACACCCUGCGAAAUAAUUUCCAAUUAACAAGAGAUUUACUUUUGUAUAAUGACAAAUGGAAUCGGUUUUCUUCAGUGUCAUGCAGUGGAACACUAUUUCAAAUUGUAACAGAGUUUUUGUUAGUUAUCACAAUCAGGAGUUAAUUAUGAAUUUUUUUUGUUAAUUUCAUUAAAGCGUUUAUGAGGAUCAUGAAUACACAAAGUAUAGGAAACUACACACUUUUGGAUGAUAUAACAAAUUUAGACUACAAUGUCUCAGAAACGAAUUCAUCUGGUCAAGGCAGCUUGCAAGACAGCCACAAUGUUACACAGCCAGAUGGCGGAGGCAGCCUGUUAUCUAACCCAACAUACAAGCUUGCACUGGGACUACUUAUGUGGUUGUUGCCUAUCAUUAUAACAGUCGGGACAAUUGGAAAUAUUUUCAGCUUUAUUGUGAUGCUACAAAGAGAAAUGCGACAAACUUCAACAUUUUUCUACCUUGCUGUUUUAGCCAUUGCUGAUACAAUCGUUCUAUUUAUGAGUGCGUUUAAGACCUGGUUUCGGCUGUGUUCUGGAUUUGAAAUGCUACAUAUUUCUGAUGCAAGCUGUAAAUUAUUUACAUUCCUCACGUAUUUCAGCCUUCACAUGUCGGCAUGGCUUAUAGUCGCAGUGACAGUCGAGAGGUUUAUAGUUGUGUGGUUUCCUCUUAAAGCGACAUCUAUAUGUAGUGCAAAGCGUGCCAAACUUACAACUCUUGGGAUUGGACUGGGCUUUUUCUUACUGAACGCUCACCUCUUCUGGACAGCAGAUCUGAUUACUGACCCAAAAAGUGGGCGCAAGACAUGCGCAAUGUUACAAAAUAAUAGAUUUCUGUACGAAGAGGUUUUACCAUGGGUGCAUUUAACACUUUAUUCGUUUGUACCAUUUGUGUCAUUGUUAGUUUUCAACGUUCUAAUAAUAAUAAGCUUAAUCAAACAUAGACAGAUUAUUUCUAGUCAAAUGACACGAGCGGACAAACGAACAAGAUAUAAUCAUCGCCGACUGGCUAUAACACUGCUUUGCAUCUCCUUUGUAUGGAUUAUAACGACGACGCCUAGCGCACUGUACACUGUCUUACCUCUAAAAGGUGACACGGUGACAAAAGCUGCUAAUUUCUUUCUAAUCAAAGUUAUCUGCUAUAUUUUCAUGUAUAUCAAUCACUCCAUAAACUUCUUCUUAUACUGUAUUACCGGCCAGGCAUUCAGAAGAGAAUUUAUGAAGAUAGUGUGUCGGACAUGCCGAAAGCGACGCAAACCAAAACCAAGACUAACAUUCCGAGCAAGCCGAAGUGGAAGUGGACAAGAGACGGUAUUUCCGUUGAUGGAGAAUAUGUACGGGAAUCGUGGAAGAUUUUUGUGUUGUACAAGAACUGAGGAACCAUCAACUAGGCAGUCUCCUCUAACUCCUGUUUCAACAUGACAUCAGCCAACAAGUCUGUCUCCUAUUUCUCUUGUUACAACUUGACAGCAGUCAACAAGACAAUCUCUUACUUCUGUUUCAACAGGACAACAAUCAAAAUGACAGUUUCUUACUUCAUAUUCAACAAAUAGACAGUCUACGAGACAGUUAUCUCUCAUUCAAGUUACCACAGGAUAAAGCUGAAAUCAUCAAAGUAAUUUCCUCUUACUACUAUAAGUACUAAGAGUAUAAACAAGGCCGUGUCUUUGAAUUUUGGUAACGAUGUGACUUGUUUACAUUUAACCAGAUAGUCUCCUCUAACUCCUGUUACUACAUGAUGACAUUUAAUAUGACAGGAUAAUCAACAAGACAGCCAGUGCUCAACAAGAUGGUGAUCUCUCAUUCUUGUUACCACAAGACAACCUACAACAUGACAAGACAAUCAACAAGAUGAUUCCACACUACAUCUGUUACCACAUAAAAUCUGUCAGCAUGAAAGAUUGUAACAACAGAAUAUUACUCUUUUCAAUGCACAUGUGUUAAACAAAACUUGUUACUAGCUCAUUACAACAGAAUGUAAGCUAGUUACAACAUGAUAAACACAUGUUACAACAGGAUAAAUAACAUGUUACAACAUAAUUUCAAGUCUUCAACUGCUCAUGUGAAAUGAGGAUUUUUAAAACAUUCUUCACAAGAUCAUCACAGGUGACAUCACAAGAUACUCAACAGGAUGUAGUUCUGUUACAGUUUGACCUAUCCUGUUAUCACAAAAUUUACAACCCUAUUCUGCAGUAGAGAAGGCCAAGUAACAAGAUUUCUUGUUGGAGCUUAAGUUUUCUAUCACUUUAUGACUAGUAGAUCUAGGAAAAAAACAUGUGAUUGAUAACUAUCAGAAGUUUAAAUUACACCAUAAAUGUUGAGUUUGAACAAGAAAAUAUUUGGAUUUUAGUCUGCUACCAUCAUGUAAUACAGCCUAGGAUUCAUUUUCAAUCUCAAAAUUUAGACUGUCGCCUGAAACAUUGCAACAAGAAAUCUUCUGUGUA